AGCUGUCGGGAUGAAAUGAUCUGACAAGUAGAUACCAGAAAGGGUGUCCUUGUUAGCGUGCCAUCCUGUUCUAUCCUCAGGGACAGUGAUGUGACAGGAAUGUGAAUUCUACUCAAGGGACUCUUACUACUCCAAGGCGUCCUACGUCAUCAAAGACCUCAGAUCAAUUCCUAUCAACACUUUGCAAGUGGACAAGGUCCUGAUCAAUUCCUGUUGUUUGUGAAGCUCUGCGACAGCAGGAGAGUCACCAUGGAUGUCACGUCCCCGCUGCUCCUCCUCCUCCUCACCGUCCUGUCCUCCCUCCCCUCCUGCUCCGCAUCCAUGCUGUGUCCAAAGCGGUGCACCUGCCAGAACCUACUGCCGUCCUACACGGUGCUUUGUGCGAAGACAGGCCUCCUGUUUGUCCCACCCAACAUCGACCGACAGACAGCUGAGCUCAGACUGAUGGACAAUUUCAUCACCACGCUGAGGCACCGUGAUUUCGCCAACAUGUCCAGCCUGAUCCACCUGACCUUGAGCAGAAACACCAUCAGCCAAAUCCGACCGUACGCCUUCGCCGACCUCCAAGAUCUUCAUGCACUCCACCUGGAUGCCAACCGCCUUACCAUUCUGGAUGACUCCCACUUCCAGGGUCUGGUUAACCUUCGACACCUCAUACUGGCCAACAACCAGCUGCACAGCAUCUCAGAGGGAGCGUUUCAGGAUUUCCUGGAGACUCUAGAGGACUUGGAUCUAAGUUACAACAAUCUGGUGGACAUUCCCUGGGAGACCAUUGCACUGCUGGUCAGCGUCAACACCCUUAGCCUCGACCACAACCUCAUCGAGAGCGUCCCCGAGGGAAUCUUCUCCAACCUGCACAAGCUGGCCAGACUUGACAUGACAUCCAAUAAGCUGAAGAAGAUCCCUCCAGACCCACUGUUCCUGCGGAUCCCGGUCUACGCUAAGAUGAAGGGGUCUCCUCUGACAGCCUUGGUGUUGAGUUUUGGUGGGAAUCCUCUGCACUGUAACUGUGAGCUGGUGUGGCUACGCAGACUGACCAGAGAGGACGACCUGGAGACCUGCGCUUCACCAAGAGACCUCACUGGAAAAUACUUCUGGACUAUCAGAGAGGAGGAGUUUGUUUGCGAACCGCCGAUGAUAACCCGUCAUACCUCCAAGAUGUUUGUGAUGGAGGGUCAAGAGGUCAGCCUGCGCUGUAAGUCCAUUGGAGACCCAGAACCUUCUACACACUGGGUCAGCCCAGAUGGAAAGCUGAUCAGCAAUACCUCCAGAACCACCUGUUAUGAGAACGGUUCACUGAAUAUCUUCAAGGCCUCCAUCAAGGAUUCUGGAAAGUUCACAUGCAUCGCAUCUAAUGCAGCUGGAGAAUCAACCACUCAAGUAGAACUUGUCGUAAACCCUUCACCACAUUUUGACCCCAAACUGGACCUCGACCCGGGACCGUCAGACAUCCCCACAUCCAUUAAGUCGAACAUCAGCGGGGGCCAGGCCCGGUCCGACCAGCAGAGGGUCAGCGUCUCCGAGUUAUCGUCCAGUUCUGCAACAAUCAGAUGGCCUCUGCAGAAUCACAUACCCGGGGUCCGCAUGUACCAGAUCCAGUACAACAGUUCCACUGAUGAUAUCCUCAUAUACAGGAUGAUUCCAGCCAACCACAAGUACUUUCAACUGAGUGACCUGGCAUCAUCGAGGGACUACGAGCUGUGUGUGUUGGCUGUCUACGAUGACGGCAUCACCGCCCUGACAGGCACCAAACUGGUGGGCUGCGUGUCAUUCACCACAGAGACAGAAUACGGGCGCUGCCACUCGAUAAGAGACCAGUUCCUGGGUGGAACCAUGAUCAUCAUCAUCGGCGGGAUCAUCGUCGCCUCCGUCCUCGUUUUCAUCUUCAUCCUGCUGAUGAAGUACAAGCUGCAUAGUAACCACUACAAGCAGAAAGCAGCCGCACGCCACGCCAACGUCUGCUCCCAGACCAAUGGAGGAGGAGGAGGAGGAGCCAAUGUUCUUGCUCUGCCUCCAUCCUCCUCUUCUGGAGGUCAAGGUGGAGGUGUCAAUAAAAACUGUCAACCAUCAUCUUCAAUGGCAGCAGAAGGAGGAGCGUCUGUUCGGGGGACGACUGUAGUGGACUUAAAUCCUACCCAUGAUGAUGAUGCCAUCUCCCAAUAACACAAAUCUUCAGUCACAAACCAUAAUCCACAUAUCUUGAAGUCAAAACCAAUACUCCAACUCCUUCCCCCUUGUUUUUGAUUUGUUGCCGGUGCCUGGAGCCAAACUCCACUGUAAGCUGAGGAGCUGCUCUUGUCAUUGAUUUUCUUAUGUUCAGUGCUGGAAGGACAGGAGGCAAGCGAGGUAUCCCAGCAAUGGGCAGAUCCUUCCAGGAAACCCCAGAGAAAUCCUCCACGCAUAUAUCUGAUCCAGAUAGGUUCCAGUGGAAUGUCCUGUUAGGAGCAGAUAUGGGCAUGGAGCAGAGCAACAUGGAAAAGUCUACUCAGUCUGCACAAUUGGUACAGGACAGUCUGAACAGAGGUUCCACUCUGGACUUUUAACCUUGCUUGGAGCACGGUUCUUAGCCAAAUGGAUAGAUGGAACUGCUGCAAACACACUGGGAUCUGUAUCCUGAUGGUGAUGAAAAGGACUGAAUUCCUUUCUGCUCCACAUGGACUCAUGUGGUGGAUAUUCUGUUCUGGGAAUAUGCUGAGUGGAUUAAGACAGAAUAAGGAAAACAGUUUGGUGAUGUUCUGAACAUUCUCGGUUGCCAAUUGAUGGCGCCACUCUUCUCUUUCCCCAGCAUACAGUCAUAUGCCAAAGGAUUCCACGGAGUUACAACAGCAGUGUCACAAGUUUGGGAAAAUAUGCAGACUAAUCUCUUAACAAGCAAAGAGAAUAAAUAACAUUGGGCCUUGGAUUAAAAAUAUAAGCACACUGUUAAUGUAUUGUCUCAAAGCAUCAAUAAUAGUAAACUGUCGGACUUCAAACUCUAAUGGUUUUCAUACCAUCUCUCUUCAGUCACUGGUUUCAUCUGAAUAGUAUAUUCUACAGUAUUAGCAGUCAAACUCUUGUGGCUGCACAUGCCUUGGACAACACUGAAAUACUGUGUCUGCAUCAAAGAUGGACUGGUCAUCCAUCACAUUAUUAAAAAAAGAAACCCUGGUGUCCCUAGGACAGAGCCUUGAGGAAUGCCAGCCGCAAUUCUCAACAGUUCCAACUCUACAUUUGGAGAUGAUUUCUGAUUUUCUGUUUGAAACUAGGAAGAAACUGUUUGUGUAUGAAACAGAGGAACUUGACCGUAAGUGUUCCUACUUGUACUGCAAACUGGCAUGUAUUACGCUCUUUGAAAAGAUGGCCAGCAGAACUGUGUCCCACCCCCUCUUCCUCUUUGCCGUUUGACAGUGUCUGUGUUUGUAUGUGACAUACACCUUAAAGUCUUCAAUGGUUUGAUACCCAUAAUUUACUUUGAAUAUAAUGAAACAAAAUGACCACAAUAACAGAAAAACAUGCAAAAUGGGGAUUUUAUGCUUUCAUAGAUACAAUUAUGUGGAUUUAUAAUGAAAUAAAAAGUAUUUUUCUU
Messenger RNA from Thalassophryne amazonica, 3565 nucleotides. RefSeq lists its product as uncharacterized. Lineage: Eukaryota; Metazoa; Chordata; Actinopteri; Batrachoidiformes; Batrachoididae. Gene Ontology annotation, molecular function: protein binding. The coding region runs from base 250 to 2163 and encodes 637 amino acids. The record is from RefSeq and is a predicted model, not a curated record. The transcript has 14 exons.